AUGUCGAGUAAAGAGAGGGACCGCGGCGGCGGCGACGAUCACCGGACGUCAUUUCCGCGCGACGGCGCCGUCUGCGGCAACCUCGAUGAUUGCUACACGAAUGUCUAUGCCUUGACAGAGCUAAAUGAGCUGCACUGGCGCAUCUACGAGCACACAUCACACACAGCAUCACUGUCCCGGUUACACGAGGAUCCAGUUAUCAAGGCCUAUGGCAACUGUCUGCAGGGCAAAUUACUCUGCACCUACCGACGCCAGAUGCCCCCGUUAGCCGAUAAUCAGACACAGGUCUUGAUGCCCGUAUUUUCUGACUCGGAGCCGAAAGAACUUUGGGUAUUCUGGCUGACCGCCGACGAGCCGGAAGCUUUGGCUGCGGCGGUGGAAGGGCUGACAGAAAAGCCUCAAAACAAUUUGGACGCCGCGCAGCCGAUCAUCAACCCGGAGGUCCGCCAAAUGCUCUUCAACGCCUUCCACACCUACCUGUCAAUGGGAUUCACUCGCGAAGGACAUCUCCGCUUUGGAAAAUGGCAUACAAGACCCGUAUCACCGCCCCGGCCCGGCAUGGGCCAUCUCCAAGAAAAGCUGACCCUCGGCUUCAGCAUGCGAUUCUUCAUCGCUGGCGCCAGCACCGUCUGCGUGGCAUUUGUCAGCCAGAAACAGCCAACCCUUUUUCGACUCUCGAAAGCUCACAUCGAUCUCAACGAGCGUUUUGGCGUAAUUCUCUCUCCAUGGUCCCUCCGUGCGACCUACGUUGGCAUCGAUUUGGCCAAGUACAACGUCGACGCCGAAGUGGAGUACCCGAAAUGGCGACCAUUCUGGUUCGCCCAUUCGGAGGGCGGUCUUGAGGAAAUCGCCCUGGAACCCGAUAUGCCACGAAUGGUGAUUGUCGAAAUUGACAAGACUCCGAUGAUCGUUCCGACCGCCAUGAUAGCUGUCACCUGGGAGCAGUGCCCGUUGGCCAACAAAAAUUGGCAUAUUGUGAAGAAGGAGCCGGAACCGGUGAAUAAGGAGCGAUUGUUUCAGCCUCCCCGAAAAUCGACCAAGCACCUUCAGGAGCCUCAAUUUUUGAAGCGAGGCAUCAAAAUGAAAAACGGCGAGUUGAAAAACCCGAUCCUGUGCCGUGAGGGCGAAAUCUGGCCGGUCCUUGGGCUGAGCAUCGACAAUGUGUUGCUGCAGCCAAAGAUGUCGGCCGAGCCCACAUUUUCCAAGGCGCCAGACGCGCCAGUGACAGGGCCGCUUCUCCAGUUGCAAAAUGACCCCGCGCGGACCGGAAUUUGCCGGAAAGGCCGCGGCGGUGAGCCGUGCAAGUUGUGCCUCGAUUGCGGCGGAGGGAUGCCAAUAAAGCCGGUAAAGCCGAGAGAUCGUCAGGAAGAGCUGCGCAAGGCGCCGUUGGUGUCAGCGCUGCAAGGAAAGCGGCAAUAUAUACGGGUCAUAGAAGCAACCGUCAACAACCCGGCCGAAUCGGAGAGAUGUCCGUACGAUACGACGGUGAUGAAGACGGUUCUGGACAAUCUUGCUGAGGAGGAACUGAAAGCCGAUCAAAAGCUGACCGCCGGGCCUCGCAAUCCUGCUCUGGGCAAAAAUAAUCAAAAGCCAGCUGAAAAAACUCGAGAGGAGCGCCAAAAAGACAAGGCGGUGAGGGCCGAGAAGAUCCUCCAGAGUGGACGCCGGAAACGGAAAUGGCCGAUCGGCGAGCGGGCGAAACGAUGGCGCCAGUUGAUCGAUCAUAUUAAAAUGAGAAAAACCAGGAUAAAACACAGCUACUCGGAGAAGUACGGCAAGUUGAGCAAGGCCCGUCUGCCACCAGCCCCAAUCGACGAGAAGCGGGACGACAGCUCCGCAGACAGUAGCGACUCGGAGCCGGAGGACGAUUGGCUGACGAUGCAUCGUGUCGACCCGUUCGAGACGGCCAUUUAUUGCAAUGCGGAGACGGCACCGUAUCGCUAUCAUUUCGUUGGGCCGAGCACGUCGAAAGCGGCACCCGAGGAGCCGGAAAUUCAGCCAUUUUCCCCGAUUACGAACAAAGAAGCUCGACUAGCAAGGGAGGGAAACCCGGCCGAGCAGCUGAGCAAGUACGAGGAGAGCCGCGCCGAGUUGAUGGCGAGCAUUCAAGAAGAACGCGCAAUGCAUCUACGCAAAAAGUGGCCCCACACCAAGCCACGGUGGCCACAAGAAGAGCCCGAGGAUUCGAACGAGGAACCGACGGCGAUGAGCUGCGACCCGGAACCCAAGGCUAGCGAAUUGAGGAGGAAGACGGGGCAGCGGAAGCAGAGAAAGGAUAUCGAAGUGCGAGGACCAGCCCGCCCACCCCUUCUCGAAAAGCGCCGAAUCGGCCUGGAACGCGUGGAUUGGCCGAGCUCCUCGAACACGAAUCUCGGCGAGGCAUUGGAGCGAAACAUCGAGACUGAGGAGUACUACGAAGAAGACCCCUUCGAAGGCACCUUUUCUGAGGAAUCCGAGGGCGAACCCGUUCCUGUAUUCUUUGGCGGGGCCGCUGGAGAAAUAUGCGAACCCGGCAAAGGGCCCGGAAGUCUCGUUUGGAACUACGGGACGAAACCACCUACUGACGACAUGAUGGACGCCGAUGAAUGUAUGGUGGCCGGCCAAAUGGCGCAGGCUUCUUCUGACUAUUUGUCGCCGCCGGCAAGCAACGAGCUACAGGCCCCAUCUUCUGUCCAUUCAUUUCCGCGUGGGCCCCCGAGUGUUCCGCCUUCUCAUCUUGAUCCGCAAUUGAAUAACAUUUAUCCAACGCCGCCUUCUGUACAGCCGCAACAGCCCAGUCCGCUGGACAAUCAUGCCGAGCGCCCACCCGUCCAUCACCACCCUGAAGUCACCGGAUGCCCGCAAGAAUCAUGGUCGGAUGAGCACAUCGACGGCGAAAACCUCGUUCCCGACGGAGCUUGUGGAAAGGCAAUGGCAUCAGUCGUUUCCUACGUCAAGGAGAACCCAUUCUACCGGCUCGACAAAUGGGGCGAUUUCCCGCGCGCGUCGCGCUAUUCGGCCGGCAACACCCGCCAAGCGCCACGACUUCGCAACAAUGGGCUUGUUGACUACGGAAAGGUUCAACACCGCCUAAAGCGAUGUCAUCGGAAGGGUGACGGUUGGAUGGACAAGGUGAUGCACGUGUUGAGGACGAUGGACACGCGGAAGCAAGUCUUUCUGCUGCAGCAACAGAACGCCGCCCAGCACCCGAGCAUGAUGGCCAUGCAUCACCGUAUGGGCGGAAUGGGACCACCGAUGGGCCCUCCACGCGGUAUCCCCGGAAUGCCCGGAAGACCCGGAAUGCCAACUGGGCCCCCACCUCGCUACGGAAUGCCCGGCCACUUUGGCCCUGGCCCAUCCACCAUGCCACAAUCCCCACAUCCCGUCCAGCAACUCCACAAUAUGGUCAACAACCCGUCGUACGGCGGAAUGGGCGCGCCGUAUCCUGGAGUGCCGCAACCCGCCAUCCCUCCGCACAUGCACGCACAUAUGGGUACCGCCGCUCCGCAACAUCAGAUGCCAAUGCCACAACAACCUCCCCCACAUCCGCACAUGCAUAUGGGACAUAUGGGCCCUAGUGGUAUGGCCCCUCCUCAACCCCACAUGAUGAUGGGCGGUGCCGGGCAAAUGAUGGGCGGCCAAAUGCCAGGGAUGGGCGGAGGUGUUGGCCCGCAACCGGUGAUGGGCCCUCCGAUGGGCCCUCCCCAAUCUAUGGGCCACCAUGGAAUGAUGGGCCACCACCAGCCGAUGAUGAUGGGCGGCCCGCAAGGCCAUGUGAACCCGAUGAUGAACCAGCAGCCGCAACAACCCAUGGGACCGCCGAGUGUGCCCCCGCAGAUGGCCCAACAACACAUGUGGCAGCGCGACUACAGAAUGGGCGGCUUCGGGCCCGGCCCAAGCCAUCCUGGGAUGGGCGGGCCACAAGAAGGAAUGUACCCACCCCCUCAACCGGCCAUCUCCUAUCCAUCAGGGCCAUUUGGCGGCUACCAACCUGCUCCAUCGCAUGGCCACCCACAGUACGGAGCUCCACCCAUGGCCCCGAGGCCGAUGCCCCAGCUCGGACCCCCUGGAAUGAUGGCACCGCAACAACCAUCUGCCGUUGGGCCUUACGGAGGGCAUCCCCAUCAGCAAAUGCCUUCGCUUGGUCCGCCGGCUUCGCUUUUCAAGCAAGAAAUGCUGCCGGAGCAACCAGUCGACCCAUCGUUGGCCCUUCUUCCAUCUCUUCCGCUAUCCCUACUCCUCUCCGACACAAUCCUCGACCUCCACUUUGACAGCAACUUUGACGCGUGCCCCCUCUGCUCCUGCAAUGCUUCCAUCAAAACCCGCGAACUAGGAUUCUACCUAUCUCCUCACGAAGUGUUGACGAGGAGCCCGGCGGAACAAGGACGGCUCAUCCAGCCUUGGAGCGGCUUCUUCCUGCACCAAAACCAGCAUUGCACUUGCGGAUUCUCGGCCAUACGCUACAGGGCCCUGUCGAUGCGAGCCGGGCUUUUCCCGGAGGAUGCGCGAGAGGCUACUGGGGAUGUUAGUAUAUCCGAAAUGCCUGGCCUGCUCGGAGAUGAUGACCCGUCUAUAUGGUUCGACAUCUCGAUGCAGCAUCAGACGCGUGCUGCUGCCCGCGAGGCGAUGAACAUGCUGGACAUGGUGAGGCGGAUGAGUCUCCACUCGAAGCCAGGGCUCCUCAUCCAAAGAGCCCUGCUCCUUGCCGAGACCGCUGAAAGUCAAAAACCGCAGGCCCGCCCGCCGCCCUACGGAGAUCCCACGCAACUGGGUGAACGCGCCGAGUACUUCGUAUCUGACAUGGACCGCACGGAGCUUCUCCUCGUCUGGUCGGCCGCCGUCAACGCCCUAAUGCCCCGUUUGGCACCGAAUGAACUCCCUGCCGGCCCUGAGAUAUCCCAAUACAUCCAUCCAUGGGGACUUCAACAGGCCAAGGAUACCCACGACGUGCCAGACCACGAAAACCGGGCCCUCCUCGACGAGCUGAAACCGGCGCUGGAGCUCGCCAUCCGGACAGCCAAAAAUUUCGACGCAAAACCGGAUACGCAAACCACGCAAGCGGUUGACGGACCUCUGACGUGGCGCAAGUUUGCGCUAAAAUGCAGCAAGGCCACGCAGGAAGAGGAGCGCGAGCAGGCCAGCCAAACGAUGGAACCGAUCCCGUCGAUAGUGGUGGCCGGAGAACGGGAUUCUGGCGUGAUGCGCGUCAGCCCGCAAGCAAUUCCCCUCUGGGAAUCCGCCUCGUUCGGCCCGGUCGAUCAACCAAAAGACGUUUUCUACCUCGUCUGCACCCUUGACGACUCCCAGCUCGCCGACCGCGCCCAGAACUACUUCGAGGAGCUCAGCAAACGCUACGAACAGCUACGCUACGGAAAACACGUCCCACUGCCGCGCAAUGAUCCAAAGGAGACCAACGGCAUCCUGCGCGUGCCGCCGGUUCGCCAGCAGAACAAUCAGCUCCAGAUGUCGAGCUGUGCGUUCUGGAAGACGCCCCUGGCGAGGCAGUACGACCUGAAGGUGAUGAUCACCGUUCAGCACUUUUGUGGAACGAUCGAGGCGACCGUGGCGAGGACGCUAUCCAGAAACGGAUUUAAUCUGUUUGAGCGCGAGACUUUCCGUCGCACUAUCGCAGAACAUCAGCGAGGACGUAUCGGGCUGAUGCAGCUGUACGCCAAGUCCAUUGAGAGUGAUAUGAAACAGAUGGACCGGCGGAGCACGAGCCAAAAGAACAGCGUCUAUCGCCACUGCCAGCUUGACAAGUUGUUGGUGGAUGAGCCGCAGGAUGAGGCCCAAAAUUCGAGCAAGGAAUCGGCACAGGCACGAGAUACUGCUGGCACGAGCAAGGCCACGGUUCCGGAAGGUGAAGCUACGUCGCAACCGUCCGCUGGCGAGCCGAUGAUGGUAGAUAUGCCGGAGAUCAAGGAAGAGCCGAAAUCCGUCAAUAAUGAUCCAAACGCGACGGCGCAGCAACCCGCGGCCUCAUCUUCGUCUCAACCUCCCAAACCGUCAACGUCAGCCGCCCCGGAACCACCAACGGCUGCCCUGACGGCACAGCAGCGCGAAGAACAAAUCCGGCGUGAGCACCAGGCCCCGAAGUACACCUCGCAAUUCCCCGGUGGUCUCCCGACUCCAGCGCCAAAGUUGCCCUCUUUGCCGCCGGAGGAUAUCCCAGAAGACGAGCCCGGGCUUCUCAACCAUGUGAUUGUCAUUUAUCUGGUCGACCCAUUCUGUACCGGAGCUCGUGCUCUCGACCCACGCUUUGCCCGUGUCCUCAGCCAGGCCUACCUCCGAACGUACUCGGCGAUUUGCCAGCUUCUGCCCGUGAAAUGGCGUGCCCGCAUCCAAUUUGAGAUCGUGCCCGCCUCGCAGAUUCUCGACCACUACGGCCUCUACUCGCAGCAAUCGAGACCGCAAGCGGAACACGUCGAGACGAAAUCCUCCUACGACUACAUGCGAGAUCUGUGCCUGUCCGUCUACUCUCAACCCCGUGUCCUCGACAACGAAUGCGUCAAGUCCAUCCAGCCGAAGAGCAUGACCAAAUUCGGGCCCGCCUCCGGCAUGGUCGAAGAAAUGGACCGCUGGACCGACCCCUAUUUCUACCAAAUCCACUCGAACCCGUUGAAAUUGGCCCCGGACGCUCUGCUUCAGGAAAGACCGGACGGCACCCUGUCGCACGUCGAUUUGCCCGAACAGGUGUUGUACGUCACGUACUGUCUACUUGGUGAUGAGUGGCUAUGCGCUUCCGUCACCGAUCAGCAGGGAGAGCUGCGCGACAAUUGUCUCAUCAACAUGAAGCCGGACAACCCGCGGAGGCUCGUCGUCAAGUUCCGCAAGCGCACGCAGAUUUUCGAUGCGAUGGAGAAGCUGUGGCUGUACAUUCAAGGCCAGUUGACGGUUGCGACGUCGUGUUGGCGGGUGGUCAUCGGAAAACUCGGACGAAUUGGGCAUACCGAAUUUAAGGCCUGGGCCGCGCUGCUGUCGAAGCCGAGCUUGAAGCGGUACAACGCGCGGAUGAAAGAUGGAUGCCAACAUUGCCAAAACGUUCCGGCGCACAUUCCGGUCAUCCAUCAGGAGUGCCCCGUGAUUCUGUCUGCUUGUCUCGUUUCAUUUGAGCCCGAACCGACGAUUAGAGUCCUCCCCUCAUGCCUCGAAAAAGGUGGCCGCGGCCGCAGUGGACAGGGCCAAGGCCCCGAAGAUCAAUCCAUCACCCACAUAAUCGUCUACCCGCAAAGUGUAGAUGUUCAGCCUGUGACCGCUGACACUCUGGCCCAGGGCCACGAUGACGACGAUGCCGGCUUCGAAUUCGACAUCGGCAUCGACGAUAUCGGGGAGGACAUGCGGGGCAUCUUGCAGGAUCUCGGCGAGGAAGAUCUGCAGCCACAGACUGCUGGGUUGCGCUCGCACUAUGCCAAUCUGUUCGAUGGCGUCGACACGUCAUUCGAGAAUCAGCCCCUCGCAGCCGGGUACUACAUCUCAACGGCGCCAGCUCCCGAUUUGCCCGAAUGGUUCUGGGCGUCGGCCAUGAGCUCGCGCGGCCAGGUUCCGACCCAUUUGAAGGCUUCCCUGCACAUCAACGUGACCCAGGUGCAGGCCGAGGACUCGUUCGGGGCCGGCAACACGGCGAAGGACAAGGCCCAGGAGCAGUACAGCCAUCCGCUCGACAGCAAUCGCACCGAUGAAGUGCUUCGCAACGUUCUCGAGACGUACAACAGCCUCUCAUGGCUCGAGAUGGACCCGAUGGUGAACGACCGGCGCUCUUGUCUUCCCAUCCACAUGCAGAACCUUCUGAAGCUGUACCACAACGUCCGCCGGUUUAUUCUC
This is a messenger RNA of Mesorhabditis spiculigera, 7800 nucleotides long. The record is from the annotation of a GenBank genome assembly. Lineage: Eukaryota; Metazoa; Nematoda; Chromadorea; Rhabditida; Rhabditidae.